This is a messenger RNA of Closterium sp. Naga37s-1, 1266 nucleotides long. The record is from the annotation of a GenBank genome assembly. Lineage: Eukaryota; Viridiplantae; Streptophyta; Zygnematophyceae; Desmidiales; Closteriaceae.
AUGUCGCGGGACUUGCAAUCCUGCCGGUUCUCCAACCAGUCGCAUCGCAGCUCACGGCUACCCGUCUGCACUGACGACGAUGUCGACGACGACACGGCGUUCGAAGCCUGGCUACGUGGGGAAGAAGAAGGGGGUAGAAAAAAAGGCGGAAAGACGGGUAAAACUGGGAAAUCGGAUGUCAAAACAGGGAAGGCAGAUGAAAAAACAAGCGACAAAAGCGGUGGUGAUAAGGCGAAGGAGAGGCGAAUAGGGAAGGUGAAAGCAGAUCCCUCCACGCCUGCAAGAGCAGCAGGGGGGGGGAAGGCCAGAUGGUGCUGUGACGGCCGCGGGGAAGGGUGGGGAGGCGGGGGGGAGCAGAAGUGCGGGGAGGGUGGGGAGGUGGGGGGAAGAAGAAGUGCGGGGAAGGGUGAGGGGAAGGAGGGGAGGGGGAGUGAAGGGGAGAUGGAGGGAACGGAGGGGGAAGAGGAAGAGGGGAAGGAUCAAGAAGCAGCUAAGGUGGAUGCUGACGUAUCCAAUGAGGCGGCUGAAAUGGACGCUGACAUGUCAAAGGAGGCGGCUGAGGGGGAUGCUGAGGUGGCAGCGGAGGAUGAUGAUGACGUGUGCGAGAUGCUCACGUCACUCCCCGCUCCCCUCCCCACAUCUUUCCUCCCUCCUUAUUCCCCCCUUCAUCUUCUUCCCUCUGUAUCUUUCUUACCCCGCUCAUUUCCCAACCCAACGUGCACUUACAAUACUUUCAUUCACGGCCAUGAUUGGGCGGCAGUGGAGCAAUUCCUGGGCGUGAGGGAUGUGGCGCAGCGGGGGCGAGGGUGGGGCAGGGGGGCGAGGGUGCCACCGCAUUUUCCUCUUCUCACACCACUUAUUUCCCAACGUACACAUCUCCCACCACCCUCUCUCCCUCACCCCACUCGCUCUCUGUGCAUUCAGGGCCAUGACUGGGCAGCAGUGCAGCGAUUCCUGGGCGUGAGCGAGGUGGCGCAGUGGGGCGAGGGUGGGGCAGGAGAUGGUGAGGGGAGCGAAGGAAGGGCGGGUGGGGGAACGGGCGAGAGGGGCAGUAAUGGGGGUAGGAGGAGUGGUGAUGGUGGUAGGGAUGGCGAUGGCAGGGAUAGUGGCGGGAGGAAGAGUGAAGGGAGGCGAGGCGAGGACUAUUUGAUCAAGUGGAGAGACAAGUCCCACAUUCAUUGCACCUGGAUGGCAGCUGCAAAGGUGGAAGCAGCGGCAAAGAGCUCCCCAGGGCUGGGUGAGUCGAAGGGAAUGGGGGCUGGGUGA